AUGAAGUUGCUAGCCUUGCUCCUCGUCACAAUCAGCUUCGGUCUUCUGGCCGCAGCCAACCCAGAUCCUGAUGCCUGUGGCGAUCCAGUCAUGCCUCGACCCGUCGACAAAAUUUCGUGUGGCGAUUUCUUGAGCGAUCUCGGGUGUAAAUGGGACAGCGACUUCAUCAGUUGUGUCCAAAGAUGUCGUCGUGAGAAGGGUCUGGACAGACUGAUCUACCACAAUCACCGUUACUACGAUAUUACAGUCGAGGAGUAUGAUAGGAUCAUGGCUGCUGAGGAAAAGGCCGCUGCUUGUAGGAGUAAGACUGCUCUUAAGACCAAGACUACGAAGAAGGCUGAUGCUUCUUCUACUGGCAAGAAAACUGGUGCUUCCACCACUAGCAAGAAAUCUGGAUUCAAGACUGUUACCAGAACUAUUACUCAUGUUGCUCGUUGGCCUACUGAGCUUCAGGCUGAGGGUGCUGGUACCAAGACAUUUGCUACUGUCUGGAGGAAUGGCACUCCCACUGUCGCUUCUAAGACUUCUAACUUGGCCGCCACUCAAACAUCUAAGCCCGAAGACGAGGACGAACGCGAGACUCACCAUCCACAUCUCGAUCACUUCUGCCAAAAGACCAGCCAAGUCGCCAAAUGCAGAGUCAAAUGCGGUAUCCACAUUCUCGGCGGUUUCCAAAAGUGCAUGAAGAAGUGCCAUGCCAAGUGUCACAAGAAGCAUCCUGUGCACCCUGAUGGCGAGAUGGUCAAGAGAGAUGACAGCACACAGACAUUCUCUACUUCUUUCAGAAUUACCACUCCCACUGUCACAAAGGCUGUUGAAGCUUCUGCUACUGAAAUUGCUGGGCCUAAGGAAGAGCAUCACCAUCCACGCAUCGACCACUACUGCUCGAGUGAACUCCAAAUGUACAAGUGCAGACAAAAAUGCGCCCAUCAUGACUUGAUUUUCGGAAUUGGAAAGAAAAAGUGCGAGCACAAGUGUCAUGAAAAAUGUCACAAGAAACAUCCUCUUUUCCCGGAUGGCGAGGAUAAGGGUAUGGUAAAGAGAGCUGACGAUGACACUGUGCCUGAUGACGCUGCUCUGAACCAAGCCAUCAACGAUGUGAUCGAUACUGCCAUCGACACUAUUCGCAACCAAACCUCUGUCAUCGCCAACGCCGCCAACUUGAAUCUCACAGAGAGAUCGGAGGGUCACAAGAGGCCUUACUGUUCAAGCGACAAUGUCAUAAUGGGUUGCAAAGCCUUGGCUCAGCUUUGGGCUCCUUCCUACGACAAAAUCUACGACAAGUGCAUCAAAAGAUGUCUUAAAAGACACGGCCCUGACUCAUAG
Aureobasidium melanogenum CBS 110374 is the source of this 1326-nucleotide messenger RNA. RefSeq lists its product as uncharacterized. The record is from RefSeq and is a predicted model, not a curated record. The transcript has 4 exons. Lineage: Eukaryota; Fungi; Ascomycota; Dothideomycetes; Dothideales; Saccotheciaceae. Bases 1 to 1326 code for a protein of 441 amino acids.